CGAUUUAGCCUAUUUGUCUCGUAUAUUUCAGUUGAUUUGACGUGCAACUUAACAUUUCUUCGUUUAUUUAUCAUUUCUGCCCAAUGGAUUGGAAAUAUAUCCUGUCUAUAUCACCCGAUAAUCUCGAUGAAGAUGAAAAGGAAAAUUUAUAUACGAAAAUCGCAUGGUUUGACUGUCAAAGUGAAAAACUUGAUUACACUAAAUACGAUGCGUUGUUUAAAAUUAGCCAAGAGCUAAUGAAACAUAAAUCUGAACAGGUUGAAGCAUUGCUCGCCGAGUUAGAUGAAUUAGCUGUUCGGCAGGGCGAAGAAGAGGCAAAGAAGCAAGAAUCAUUAGAAGAUGUGCCUAGUUUAAAAUCAAAAAGGUCUCAAAUGUCGUUUGACACUAAUGACGAACUGGAACGAAAAUACAAAGAACUCAAACAGAAAUUAAAGCAACAAUUAAAAGUUAACGAAAACUUGAGGUCUGAAUUCGAAAAGUGCAAACGAAAUUUAGCAGCUGUCGAGGAAGAAAAUACUCACCUUAAAUCGGAGAUUCAAUCUAUUUUAAGUCAGGGAGACGAAAGUCGUUCGGAUAUGUCAGAAGCGACCACCGACCAAUAUAAGGAAUUAGUGCAAACCGUACAGCUCAAAAAUAAACAAAUAUCGCAAUUACUCGACGACAUUCAGAUUAUUGAGAAAGAAAACAUCGUGUUACAGGAAAUGAUUUCUAAACUGAAAGACGAACUUUUGGAUGCGUCCAAACAGCUGUCAACCAUGACCAAAGAUUACUCUGCGUUGAAAGUUGAAUUUAAUGAUAAAUUAGACACUAACAAUCAUCUAAGAAUGGAGAUUGAAGCGUUUCAAACUCAGAUUCAAGAUUUCAUCGAAGAGAAGCAACAGAGAGAUCAAGAAAUUGACGAAUUUACUUUAGCAAUCGACAAACGUGCUGACGAGUGGAAAACACUACUCCAGGAAAAAGACAAGGAAUUGAAGAGGUUAAAAUAUGAAGUAAGGCAAACUAGUGUGUACUCGUCCAAAAUGAGUAUACCAGAUCACGGCAGUGAAGACAAGGCUUACGUCGGCGUACUAAACAAGGCCAUUAGUGAACGAGAUGAUCAGUUAACAGAGUUACGAAUCCGAUUGCAAGAAGCUACGAAGGAGAUGGACAAGAGUACUAAGUUAAUUAAUCAAAUAACUUCAGAAAAGAACGCUUGCAUUCGACGCAUUGAUGAAUCUAGCUCAAUUAUCAAGAAUUUGAAAAAUCAACUAAAAGCAGCCCAUGAACGCUGCCAAGAAUUGCAGGACAACAUUAAGUAUGCAGAUCAGCUUGUCGAAAAUAAACAAAAAGACAUUAACGAGAUUUUGGAUAAACUCAAACAGGACGGCCAAAUUGAACUGUCGAAGGGAUUAGAAGAGGUUCAAAACCUCAAGUCUAAAGUUAGAGCACAAGAUAAACAAAUUACGGAUUACGUAAAGAUUAUGAACAAACUACAAACCUCCAUUGAUUGUAUUGCGAAUGAAAAUAGUGCCUUGCGAAACAAGCUGGGUGUACCAGAGGAUGAAGAAGUCAGUAUAGCAGGUGUACUACUAAAGCAACACAAGCAAUCCAGAAGUGUUGAUAAAUUAGAGAAACAGCUUACGGAGUUGGAAGAAGAUAAAUUAAACUUAAAAUCCGAAAUACAACAGUUAAAUCGCAAAGUUUCCACUCUUUCAUUAAAGUUACUUCAUUCCAAUGAAAUGAUCUCCAAUGUAGAAGACGCAACAAACUCAAAUGCUCACAAUGUAAAGCUGGACUUGGAUAAUCACAGCGUUGAAGGUAAACAAGAAUACGUAGAGUUACUCGAAGAAAAUGAAGGUCUUAGGAAAGGUCUUCAUGAAAUAUUGGAAAGUAUCCAAGCAAGAAAUGACUCUAGUCAGAAUGAGAUAAAAUCUAGAACUUUGGAAAAAUUACUUUGUACCUUAGAUACAAGACAUAUAUCAGGUUGGUAUCAUCCGGCAAUGCGAUUACAAGCAGAGCUUCACACAAUGAAAGGAGUAAACAAGGAAUUGAGAGAACAACUCAAAGCUACGAGACUAGAGCUCAGCACCAAACAUCAAAUAAUUGACAGUGACCGAAAUGCAGUAGUGGUGCAAGAAUUGCCAUCAAACAUGUCGUCGUCAGCUAAAGAAAUGGUAUCCAAUCUGAAUAAUCAUUUACUAAAUGCAUUGGGCGGUUACCAUGAGCAAGCAGAAAUGUCUGAAAAGUUGACUGAAAAACUUGACGAAUACAAAGAAAGGUUUGAAAUAAGCGAACAACAGGUAAAAUUGCUAUACGACCAGUUUAUGUCAGAAAAGAAGGUAUGGGAAGGCAAGGAAACAAGUUAUGGUCACACCAUAAGAGAGCUUGAAGAAAACGUCGCGGUGCUAGAAGCAAAAUUGCAAGAGUUUUCUAAUAUGCAAGAGGACGAGUAUGAAAAGGUCAAACGAUUCGCAGAAAUAUCAGCAAAUAUGGUAAAGCUGAACAGAAAAUGCGUGUUUUUAGAGAAUGAAGAAACUAGACUUUCGUCGGAAAAUAAAGAGUUAAAGGCCAACCUUGCUAAUGCAGAACUUGUUUCAACAAAUGUUAUAUCGAAGUUAACCAAAGAAAAAAAUGAUUUAAACGCAAAGUUGGACAUAUUAGAUACUUCUAUUGAUGGAAGGGUAGAUCGCCAAAUUUUGAAUAACUUACAAACAAAUUUUGAUAACCUAACAAUUAAAUACAGAGCUUCCUUAGAAAAUGUCGAGAUCAUUAAACGUAAGGGUGAUCAAAACACUAUUUUCCUGAAUGAAUCCAUUAAGCAUCUCGAAAAGCACAACGUGGAGUUGCAAGCCCAGUUGCUUAAAACGUCAAUUAGUGCACACAUUCAAGAGUCGAUUUCUGUGUCGAAUGAUUUGCAAACGCUUUCCGCUAAACUGGCACAGGUUGAAAUUAACGAAAUAGAAGAACGACAAAGAGCAAACCACAUGACGAGUCUAUACGGAUUGGUCAAAGAACAGUUACAAAAAUCAGAUGAACGCAUCCAAGAACAUGAAAAGCAUCGAGAAGAACUGGUCCGAAAUAAUCUGGCACUUCAAGAAAAUCUCGUUACUUUGGAGAACAACCUCAUAACUUACGUUGAUUUGCAAACCCUCACGGAGUUGGAACAGAAAAAGGUAACAAUCGAACGAGAUUUACGGCGGUUACAAACCGAAAAUGAGAAUCUGAAGUCUGAACUGAAGGCUUUGCACAAAUCUGCGCAGGCACAUACCAACGAGCGGGCAAUUGAAACUAUGGAGCUUCUAAAUUUAAAGCAUCAACUUUUGGAUUUGCAAUCUAACAGUGACGAAAAGGCGUUAAUUGCACGGUUAAGUUCCGAUGUUGUCCUCGCGAGGCUGUCGGAGACAGAGUGUCAUAAGAAACUACAAGAACUGGACAAUGAGCUACUGGAAUGCCAGAGCAACUAUGAUAUGUGUCAAAGUAUUCUACAGCAGGAAAAAUUGGAAAGGGAAAAUUUGCGUGCCAAAUAUGACCGCAAAAUAAGUAAUUUAGAAACUAUUAUAUAUCUCCAAAGACAACAGUAUUUGGGAAGUCUUCCGUUAGUUUCGAAAGAGGCAUUUAUAAGUCAACUUCGAGAAAUAAUGAAUGACAAACAAAAAACUUAUGAACAAUUACAAUGCAUUAGUAGACAAAAACAUGAAUGUGAGCUCUUGAAUGAUGAAUUGAAGAAAAAAAUUGAGUUGGUGGAUGAGUUAAAAAUAAAACAUGUGCAAAGUUCCGGCGAUGCAAUGAAUCAAAUUCAAAACUGGUAUCAAGAACGAAAUUCUAUAUUGAUUAAGGAAUUGCGAUACCGCAAGCAGAUAGAGUUAAAUAACUUGCAGGUGGAACAGUUAACAGAGCGAUUGAAAAACCAAGACGGCGUAAUAAUUAGCUUAGAAGAAGCACUAGUGCGCUCCCUGUAUUCUGAAAAUUUCCUUUCAAAUGAAGUGAAAAGGGAGGAUAAGUGUACAGCAACAUCCCCUUUCCAUGAAGUUCCAAUUUUGACUCACAGCGAGCCAAAAGUGCUUAAACAACAAGAGGUUCAAACCUCAUCUGAAUUACUUGCAGCAUUCUCUGGCGACAAGGAAUUUAAUGCGUUAAUAGUUGAGUUAGAAAAAAAAUUAAACGCCUCUGACAAUGUAAUCAGCGAAAAAUGCGCCACCAUAGAUCAACUGAAAAGUAAAAUUACUGAGCUGGAGAUGAACAUCAGUUUAUUUAGAACCCAAAUUGGAGAUAAGCAAAGUCAAAUAACUUUUUAUGAAAAGCACAUUUUAGAGUUGCAGAAUAAAUUGAAGAAGACCGAGUCUGAGGGUACUAAGGUCAAUACUGUCGAGCAAUCUCAUGUGGCCGAAGAGGUUGUAUCUUUAAAGAACUCCUUGAAGCAACUUCAAGACGAUAACUCGCAGAAGGACGAGGUAGUGUUGAAAUACCAAACGCUUUUAAAGCGUGAUAGGGACGAGCACAGUUUGGCUGCCGCGCGGUCGCAACAGGAGCUGAAACGACUACAGGAUAUCAUCUCUGGUCAAGAAAAAGCGUACAAAGAAUUACAAGAGACAUCAAUCCAACACCCAGGCAAAGCGGCGAUUGAACAAUAUAUUAACCAAGUACACGCCCUUGAACAUCACACUGCCGCUUUACAUACAGACGUUUCAACACUAACUUCGCAACUACAAGCCUGUCGACAAGAAGCUGUUAGAUGGCAAGAGUUGGCAAAUGAACGUUUGGAAAGUAUUGAUCAACUGAGAACAAAUCUAGAAGAGCAGCACAGAAACGAAAUCAUGGUGUAUAAGAAAGAUUCAGAAAAAUGGCGUUCUGAAAUUUUUACUCUGAAAGAGCUGAUUAGUAAGCAUCGUCACGAACUACAUUUAUUUGAACCUGACAGUAACACUGUAAAAGAAAAGGACGAAAAGAUUCGUGAAUUGAAUUCUGCCGUUAAGCGGUUAAAGAGCGAGCGAAAGGAAUUUGAAAGGGCAGAAUUGGCAUCACCAAAAGUAUCAGAACUGGAGUCUGUUAAUGAACAGUUGAUGAAAGAAUAUGAACUUAUGAAGAGAAAGUAUGAACAAGUGAUCAGUCGAGAAAGGCAGGCAAAGGAGGAAUUGCGUAAUCUGAAGGAACAGAUAUUGAAAAAGCCUUUAUCUGCAAGAAGCGAUAGAAGUGACAAAGAAGAACGUCUACAAAAGAGAAUCAAGACUUUGGAAACUGAGUUGGAGGACACACGUGACAAAUUGGAAAAACAACUUGUAAUUAAUGGCGCUCAUAAAAUUACAGUUACCGAAGACUUUGAAAAGUGGAAAAAACAAAAAUAUUGGCAACAGGCCGCCGAAAAACUAAAAUCGAAACUGCAAGAAAAAUGCGAAGACUAUAACAAGUUAAACCAGACAUGUGCGGGUUACAAGAUCUUGAUUGAAAGAUUGGAAAGAGAAAAGCAUACCCUCGAGAGCCGAGUUAAGGGUUUGCGGCAUACCAGCCACGAUGUAAUUUCCAAACGCGUCGAGAUGCUACACUUGGAAAAUGACAGACUCGUAUUAGAGAACGAAAAUUUAUCGUCAAGAUUACAAAUGCAGCAUUUGCAUUCCGGUGGUCUCGGGGCCGCCAUGCUGGAAGAGAAGUUGCAAGCUCAAGAGAAGAAGAUUGCUAUUCUAGAAGUGACCAAUAAGGGCAACGUUGAAAUUCGCGCAGAGAUAGAACGCUUACAUACCAUCAAUGAAAAUCUGCAAAAAUUAAAUUUGCGUUUGGAAUCUGAGAACCUGGAGCUGAAGUUAGAUUUGGAAAAGUACGCGAACGAUACACCUCAUUUACGCGAGCAGAUCCAACACUUGGAAAGUUACAUAGAAGUUUUGAAAGCGGAGAAUGAAGGUAAACAUGUUGUAUCAGAUUCGGGAGACCAUGCACAGAAAAGCGAUAAAAAAAUCUCGGAACUAGAGAGGACUGUAUUUGUACUGAAGCGGGUUGUGGAAAAACUUCAAGCGGAAAAUAAGAGAUUAGGGAGUUCUGGAAAAAUUUGCAAUACGUCAGAUCGCAUGGGUUACGAAAAACUGCGUCUCGAUUAUAAUCGCCUAAAGGAACAAUACGCUGAAAGAAUUCAGGAGAUAUCCAAACUGGAGGAACUACUAAAAUCGACAAAUAAGAAAAUUACUCUACUAGAGCAGAGGGAACUUUCGAAAGAAGUUAACACGCUCGCCGACGAAAUGUCCCGUGUUAAAGCGGAACUGGCCCAUAAAUCCCAACUUUUGGAUAAAAUUAAAGUACUUCUUCAACGUGCCGCUUCCAAGGAAAAAUCUUUACUGGAAGAGACUAAUCUUAAUAACGUAAAUGCAACAAUUCGCCAAUGGUUGAGACAAAAGUUAAUUCAGUAUAAAGUGCUUUCGUUAAAACUCAGCUUGCAUAAUGAAUCUCUUCGUGAAAAUAACCUUAUUGAAGAUGAUUAAUUAUUGUGCUUCUUGAUAGCAACAUUAAAGCGAGCAAUUGCCACAAGAGCC
Molecule: messenger RNA, 6494 nt
Organism: Photinus pyralis (common eastern firefly)
Lineage: Eukaryota; Metazoa; Arthropoda; Insecta; Coleoptera; Lampyridae
Gene: Cep290
Product: centrosomal protein of 290 kDa
Exons: 24
Coding region: 84-6443 (2119 amino acids)
Source: RefSeq, a predicted model, not a curated record